AUGACGUCCAUCAAGGUGUCAUAUAAAUCCACCGUUCGUCGUUUCACAAUUCCCGAUACCAUAACUUGGUCAUAUCUCGAAUCAAAACUUCGAUUAUUAUUUUCUUUACCGUCCACUUUACAAUUUACCCUUUCUUACAAGGAUGAGGAUGGGGAUAUCAUUACUUUAUCAACCGAUUUGGAACUUCAAGAAUAUUUAUCAUCUCAAUCACCUCAAUCUACUUUGAAAUUCUCCCUUAAUCCGGAAAAGUCAAACAACUUCGCUGUUGAUACGUUCUCGAGCAAUGCGUCGGAAAACGAAUUUUUUCCAGUUGAGAGGGAGAAAUAUUUUCUUGAAGAUACUUAUAAAAAAGCCGAUAAACAUGUCACUGUGAUGGAUUCCGCCGAUGAUGAAUCUUCUACCACUUCAGCCUCAAAAGGCAAGCAAAAGGAGGAAUCACCUGCCGAACCUUCAACUUCCGCUUCUAACGAACAACAACAACAAGAGGAGAAUGAACAACCUUCUCCUAAUAAUGAAGAGCAACGAGCUCCAUUCAUUGAAUUGGCCGAACAAUUUCAGCAAUUACAUGAUCAAUUUAACGAUGUCUUUACAAAGAACCCUCAAUUGGUUGAACAAGCUAACACCAUCAUGGAUAAAAUCUUACAAAAUGUUCCCGUAGACAUCAAUCAAUGGGCUCAAUGGUUGAACACUUUUCGUUCGGAAGGUGAUCUUCCAACUCAAGGAAGGGAAACCAACAAUAAUUCACGAGAAGGGGGACAACAGAGAACCAAUGAUUUUGGUCAAUUUGGUCAAUUUCCUACUUUAUUCCAAUCUCCUCAUGAAAUACUUUCAAACCCUUGGAUUCAAAGAGUCAUUCAAGAUGUAUCAGCCAAUUGUCAGAGAGGUUUCGGUAAUUUCUCAAGACCUACGGGGUUUAACGGACCUUGGAAUUCCAACCGUGAUUGUCCAUAUCAACAACAACGACGACAAGAAGAAUUAAGUCAAGAAACUUUAAAAGAAAAGAUCAACUCACUUCAUGCAAUGGGAUUUUGGGAAGAUGAUGUAAAAAACGAGGAAUUAUUAAAAAGGUAUAAUGGUAAUAUCGAGAGAGUUGUCGAAAUUUUAAUUAGGCAAAAUGCUGAACGAGUUGAUGAUUCUUAUGAAAUACUUAAUCCUGUGGAAAAUGUUGGUCAUUAA
Molecule: messenger RNA, 1176 nt
Organism: Funneliformis caledonium
Lineage: Eukaryota; Fungi; Glomeromycota; Glomeromycetes; Glomerales; Glomeraceae
Source: the annotation of a GenBank genome assembly